This is a messenger RNA of Bactrocera tryoni, 2034 nucleotides long. It is a transcript of the gene ZnT63C, whose product is annotated as zinc transporter 1. Gene Ontology annotation, molecular function: zinc ion transmembrane transporter activity. Bases 225 to 1541 code for a protein of 438 amino acids. Lineage: Eukaryota; Metazoa; Arthropoda; Insecta; Diptera; Tephritidae. Gene Ontology annotation, cellular component: membrane. The record is from RefSeq and is a predicted model, not a curated record. The transcript has 11 exons. Gene Ontology annotation, biological process: zinc ion transmembrane transport; intracellular zinc ion homeostasis; detoxification of zinc ion.
UUAUGAUAAUAGUUAUUGGGUUACUCCAAGCUAGUUUGCUUAGAAUAUCUCUACAUACGUCUGGUUCGGCGACAUAUACGAACAAGUAUUCACAUGAACAAUAUUGUUUAAUAAAUUUUUAAGUAAACGUACGUGCACGGCCUAAUUUUUAGGCUUUUCUAAAAUUAUAAAGAUAAAGGAAUAUAUGUGUAAUAUACCCACGCUGCCUUAAUCAGCAUCAAAAAAUGUCUAAAUAUACAGGGAAAAAAUGUCGUUUACUUUCAAUGAUGUGGCUGACUGCGUUCUUCUUCUUCGUGGAAAUCGUGGUGGGCUAUGUGACAAAUUCAAUGGCCUUGGUAGCAGAUAGUUUUCAUAUGUUAGGUGACAUAGCUGCCCUUGUCAUAUCAUUCCUAUCGGUAAAAAUGUCCCCGAAAAAGUGGUCCAAAAAUACAUUUGGUUGGGCGCGAGCAGAAGUGUUGGGUGCUCUGGUUAAUGCAGUGUUUUUAGUUGCUUUGUGCUUUAGCAUUACCAUAGAAGCUUGCAAAAGAUUUAUAGAAGAAGAGGAAAUUCACGAACCGAAACUAUUAGUUAUAGUAGGCUGCCUAGGGUUGUUGGUAAAUGUGAUAGGAUUAUGUUUGCUUUAUGAACACGGCGGUCACCAUGGCCAUUCACACGGGGGAGGCCUUACUAGAAAUCACAGCAGACUUACCGAACUGGCUAAUAUCGACGAUGGCGAGGGCGAGGGCGAAGCUGAAUUUGCUUAUGAAAAAGAGAAAAAACCGGUUAAGAAAUUGAACCAUGGACAUAGUCAUGAUGCAGGCCAUAUGAAUAUGAGAGGUGCAUUUUUACAUGUAUUAAGUGAUGCUUUGGGUAGCAUUAUUGUUGUGAUAAGCGCUUUGGUUGUAUGGUUAACAGACUGGAAAUAUCGAUAUUAUAUGGAUCCUGCUCUUUCAAUUGUGUUAGUUUGCUUAAUUUUACAUUCUGUUUGGCCCCUUCUACGUGAAUCUGCGUUAAUAUUGCUGCAAACUGUUCCAACUCAUAUUCAGGUUGAUGCCAUUCAAAAACGUCUCUUAGAAAAGGUUGACGGAGUCUUGGCCGUUCACGAAUUUCAUGUCUGGCAAUUGGCUGGAGAUCGCAUAAUCGCUUCAGCUCACAUAAGAUGUCGGAACCUUUCGGAAUACAUGAAAAUUGCUGAAAAAGUUAAAGAAUUUUUCCACAAUGAAGGCAUACACUCUACCACAAUCCAACCUGAAUUUGUUGAAAUAGAAGGUUGUAACAUGUCUGACGGUACAUCUAGUUUAAAUAUGAGUGGCUCUGAUUGCGCACUGGAUUGUCCAAGUACAGCUGAAGGAUGUGUUAAGGCAACUUGUUGUCAAAAUAAUAGCAAACUAAAUCAGGUGCCCUCGCCGACAAAUUCCCCUUAUGCAUGUCGCCAAAGGAACUCGACCAAAAAUCCGAAUGAUGUUGAAGCAGGCUCCUCACUUUUGGAAUGUUUAGCUGGUGCAUCGGUGCAUAAUGGCAAUUCGGAGUCUCUGCGUACGACUAAUGGAGAUGUAGUGUGACACCUUUACCUCUCAUAUAUGUGACAAAAGUAAUGAAAUGAAAAAAUCCCAAACGCACAAAAAAAAUUUGUAUUAUCCAUUUUUAUUACAACUUCGCUACAGGUAUAAUUAAUGGUUGAAAAUCUGAAUAGAUAAGAAUCCAACCAAAGAUUGAUAAAAAAAUUCAGAAUUGCAUUGAAUCAAGAAAUAUGAUGUUAUAAAUCAUUAAUAACAUAAUUAUCAACAAAAGCAUCAAGUUACCAUGAUACUGGUUCGAUAGACAAAAAUAUAAUAGUAAAAGUUAGAUAAUGUUAGUAGGGUAUUCAUAUAAAUUUAGUAGUAAAAUUAUAAUUUUUUUCAGUACUUUAGCAACUAAGUAUUCGUUAUAUUAGAUUGUAAUUUUAAAAUUAAAAGAACAAUUUGGAUGCAUUUCUUCUUUUUGACAAUUGUUUGUUCAAAUUGAAGAAAUGUAGAUCUUUUUUAUUUUCAUAAUUUUACAUGCAUACAUACAUAC